AUGCGUCCCAACCUCACCUCGACUCCCGGCCUAUCCCUGCACACUUCGUUCCAACCUCCUCAAGACCGCGUGUGCAGCGAUGGCUAUUCCACGGCCAGCCCUCUCAGCUCCACUACCAACAGUCCCACUUCGUCGCCCACAUCCCCAUUCCGCCGCUUCAACCGUGGUUACCGCCCGACCUCCGGCUCCCGUUCCGAGACCAGCGACGCCGGCAGUCGCAGCCAGAGCCCCUUCCGCCUGUCAUCCGUUUUCCGUCGGCCCUCGCUUGUCUUCCUCCGCCAUCGUCCGUCCAAGGUCGAUCUAGCCCUCAGCGAGGAACGUACCCGGUGUGACGAGGAUGCCAUCGAGCGACAAGGUCUCGACCUCAUGGAGCCCCGCCCCGUCGACCCGGUCGGGAUCCCGAUGGACCUGAAUGCCAAUAUUUUCUCUUCUGUCGCGGGCGAUCGGUCCUCCGGCCAGAGUCAGGCUUCGCAAGUGUCCCAGCCGCGGUUCGUCAUGGGCGGUAUAUUCGAGGUCAUGGAGGGGCGUGCUUAA
Aspergillus pseudonomiae is the source of this 534-nucleotide messenger RNA. RefSeq lists its product as uncharacterized. The transcript has a single exon. Lineage: Eukaryota; Fungi; Ascomycota; Eurotiomycetes; Eurotiales; Aspergillaceae. The coding region runs from base 1 to 534 and encodes 177 amino acids. The record is from RefSeq and is a predicted model, not a curated record.